This is a messenger RNA of Aphanomyces astaci, 2408 nucleotides long. RefSeq lists its product as hypothetical. Lineage: Eukaryota; Oomycota; Saprolegniomycetes; Saprolegniales; Verrucalvaceae. The transcript has 13 exons. Bases 44 to 2293 code for a protein of 749 amino acids. The record is from RefSeq and is a predicted model, not a curated record.
CUGAAACUGCUCGCGACGUUGAGCUGGUCAAAACUAGGAACAUAUGGCCCGCCCCAAGGCCGAAUACGUGCACAAAGAAGUAUCGUGCGACCAAGUGCUCAACGAAGUGCUGAGUGCGAACGAAGAGCCCGACGAUUCCGAGCUCACGUUGCUCACGGUGGCGCGGCGGGCGAAGGAGCGCUUGUACGUGCAGCAGCAGUUCCAGAAAUGCCAAGAGCAAGUGAGCAUGGACCCAAACUUGCUCUUUUUCAAUGAGCCAUAUGAAAGCCAAUACAUGGCGUUCAUGAACGCCGUGAAUCAAUUCCGCGUGCGGUUGUGCUUUUCCAUCGGCGCCGCGUCCUGUGGUCUGCUCUAUUGGCAGGAAGCGUUUGUUUUAAACGCGUUCGAAACGCCUGACCCCCGCGGUACCGCCGCGUUGUACGGGCUGAGCUUUGGGCUCAUCGUACCCACGUUUACCUUUGGCGUGCUCAUGACAUUUGUGCCGUGGGGCCGCACUCGCCUCGAAAGCAUUGCGUCGUGCGUGUACGUGCUCGUGUCGAUGGCGUUCAUAGCGAAAAAGUGCGUCCAACAGGCCAAGGGGCCCAUCUACCCCCUCGUGAUCUUGCUCAUUCCGCUCUUCAACGUCACGCGCAUGCGGUUCGCGUACUCGGCCGUCGUGGGGGUGCUCAUCGUCGUCGUGUUCUUCGUCGUGCAGCUCGCCGCCGGGCCCGAUGCCACGUCGUCGAUUGUGUUUACGACCCUCAAUUACUCGAUGAGUGUCAUUGGGGGCUUGGUGUCGAGCUACCAAAAGGAACUGCUUAAACGUCGCAACUUUACACUCGGGCUUAACUUUUCAGGCACGGAUGACGACGCGUCGUCACGCAUCCACAAUCCAUAUUAUGCCAAAGAAGUCGUGUGCUAUCGAUGGACGCAGGCCUUCCGCCACGCCGACUUGGAGCGGCGAUUCUAUCGGUAUUGGUACCUCCUGGACGGCAACCCGUAUGAAAACCCGAACGCCGGCAUCCUCCACGCCGACAUAUAUUUGAGUUGGCGCUUUGCUGUGGCUGGCAUGUGCUUGAACCAGGUGGUACUUGUGCUCCAAGACGUAAUCAACCUGUACAAGACCCCGACGCAUUUCGUCGCGCUGGGGUUUCGCGUCGGAUGCAUCGUCCCCGCCUACAUGAUCCUCUUUGGCUGCAUGUACUACUUUUGCCGAGCGUACGCCAAGGGGUGGAUGGUGUCGCGGGUGGUCGCAUCGUCCUCCAAGCGCCAGAUGUCGUCCGUCCAGCCCGACAGCAACGACAGGACCACCACCACUCACAUUGUCGUGCGUUCCAAAACCAUGCUUCACCGGCAUGCAAGCCAGGCGGUGACCAGAGUCCGCGACGACCUCGUGGGGGUGCACCACGGUUACACGCACACGAUGCAGGCCAUCACGGCCGUGGUGAUCCUGUUUCACGUGUACUUGACAGGGACGUUGGUGUACGUGAUCGCAGUCAACAUUGGCGUCAUGAGCGUCUACUUUAUGGGUUUUCUCAACGCAACACUGGUGGCCCAUCGGUCCAGUUUUCGCCUGCGGUUCAUGUACUCGUCCAUGUUGACGAUGGUCGCGUGCUUGGCGUUCCUGUUUGGCACGCGCAACGUGCUGUCGAGGCAAACUCAUUUGGAGUACAUGUGUUACCUCGGGGUGGUGCAAAUCCUCGGCAUGAUCGUGUCGUACGAGGAAGAGAAUCUACGGCGGUCGUUCUUCAUCAAAAAGUCACUGCGGGCGCUGGAAUUCAAAGCGUGGCUGGCGUCGUUGACGCGCGUGCAGUCGUGGGUUCGCGCGCGUAUGGUGCGGAAAGCAAACGACGCGCGCCACCGCCUCAAACCACCUCCCCUUGUCCCUCCUGCUUCCAUCAUUGUCGCCAACGGCCAUGACGUGGCAAGACGCACAGGGUCCACUCGGGUGACUCCCCUAGCCAAGUUUUCGCUCACCGUGCCCCUCGCCGAUAUUGACAUUAACAAAAACCUAAGGGACCUCCAAGGCAAACUCGCAGAUAUUGACAUCAACAAGAACCUGAGGGACCUUCAAGGGAAGCUGGCAGAUGUGGACAUCAACAAGAACCUAAGAGACCUUCAAGGGAAGCUGGCAGAUGUGGACCUGAACAAAAACCUGAGGGACCUCCAAGGCCGUCUGAACAAGAACAACGAAGUCGUGACCAGCGCGUCGUCGCGCAUGUCCAAAGCCGGGCGGUUCGGCUUGUACUCGACGUGUGUGAGUGUACUCAUUGCGUUUGGCCAAGUCAUGUUCUUCCUCGCCAAGCAAAAGUAACACAUACACCUGAACGCCGGGGCUGUGACGUGGCAGCACCACCGUGGCCUUCGCCCCCUACUUUAGACACUCAAUCCAACGAGAAAGCACACACACCGAUGUUAUUACCAUGAAG